AUGAGCGGCACCGGCGCCAGGGCCAGCCACCGCACGCAGCCGGUGGUCAAGAGCGUGCUGGUGUACCGCAACGGGGACCCCUUCUUCGCGGGCCGCCGCGUCGUCAUCCACGAGAAGAAGGUGGCCAGCUUCGACAUCUUCCUGAAGGAGGUGACGGGCGGCGUGCAGGCGCCCUUCGGCGCCGUCCGGAACCUGUACACCCCGCGCACCGGCCACCGCAUCCGCAAGCUGGACCAGAUCCAGAGCGGCGGCAACUACGUGGCGGGCGGCCAGGAGGCCUUCAAGAAACUCAAUUACUUGGACAUUGGGGACAUCAAGAAAAGACCAAUGGAAGUUGUUAACACAGAGGUUAAACCAGUAAUCCACAGCAGGAUCAACGUGUCAGCUCGAUUUAGAAAACCACUUCAGGAACCCUGUACUAUCUUCUUGAUUGCAAAUGGAGACCUCAUAAGCCCAGCAUCUCGCCUCCUCAUUCCUAGAAAAGCCUUGAACCAGUGGGAUCAUGUACUACAGAUGGUCACGGAAAAAAUAACUCUGAGGAGUGGGGCUGUUCACAGACUUUAUACUUUAGAAGGAAAAUUGGUUGAAAGUGGGACAGAGUUGGAGAAUGGACAGUUUUAUGUGGCUGUUGGCAGAGAUAAGUUUAAGAAAUUGCCUUACAGUGAAUUACUUUUUGACAAGUCAACCAUGAGAAGGUCUUACGGUCAGAAAGCUUCUUCACUGCCUCCCAUUGUGGGAUCCAGAAAGUGUAAAGGGAGUGGAAAUGAUCGCCAAUCUAAGUCAACUGUAGGAUCCAGCGACAACUCAUCUCCUCAGCCCCCAAAGAGGAAAGGGAAAAAGGAGGAUGUGAAUGUAGAAAAACCCACAAAAGGGAAACAAAAUCUAAAGUUAAAGAACUCACCACUACCAAUUCCAGACAGUGAUGAAGGUAUUUUCAAAGCUGGAGAAGAAAGAUCUGAAACGCGGGGGGCAGUAGAAGUCCAAGAAGAUGAAGAGACUCAAGUUGAGAUUCCAGUUGAUCAGAGGCCAGCAGAAAUAGUAGAUGAGGAAGAAGAUGGAGAGAAGGAAAGCAAGGAUGCAGAAAAGAAAGAAGAGUUUUCAGGAAUGAAUGGUGAAGUUGAAGAGGAAGGAGAUGGGGAGGCUACAGAAGAGGAGAUGGCGGGGCACGUGGAGGAGGAGGGAAGAACCACUCGUGUUAAUGGAGGCACUGAUGAAGAAAAUGGUGAGAAAAUGGAUCCGGUCAGUAAUAAGCUUCAGGAAGCAGUGGAUGAGGAAAUAAAGUCUCAAGAAGCUGGCAGUGGACAAGAGGAGGUUGACGUAGACCCUGAAAGACCACCAAGGCCAGAAGUAAAAAUCACUGGUCCACAAGAAAAUGAGGACAAUGAACAAAGCAAAGACUAUGCUGUUGUAGCAUAG
Pipistrellus nathusii (Nathusius's pipistrelle) is the source of this 1416-nucleotide messenger RNA. The record is from the annotation of a GenBank genome assembly. Lineage: Eukaryota; Metazoa; Chordata; Mammalia; Chiroptera; Vespertilionidae.